GCGGGAGGAGACUCGCGCUCGACUGUCAUUCACGGGACAGAAAGCCUGACUGGACGUUAUUACCUUAAAUUAAAUACACGUAGUGGUGGCGUAUAUCUGUUUUAUUUUAUCGUGCGAGAGGACUAAGACACACAUAGCACACCCAGAUCCAAGUUUACUUUUGAAAGGGUUGUGACUUGGGAAGUUUCAUUCCCAAGAGAAGUCCUGUCGUGUUUGGUCACACCGAGAAAUAUACGAGGACGCGCUAGUAAAGCCUUUUAACCUUAACAUUCUCUUCAUUUUUAACGGUUUUGUUUUUUUAUCUGAACAUUUUUUCAUUCGCUUGUCACUUUCUAACGGGAUAUAAUCAGUAGCUAGUACGUAAACUAGCUGAGUCCAGUAAAAAUGGGUUUACACCCGUUGGAGUUUAGUGAGUGUUACCUGGACAGCCCUGCUUUCAGGGAGAAAAUCAAAGCUCAUGAAGCCGAACUGGACAAAACGGGCAGAUUUAUCAAGGAACUAUAUAAAGAUGGCAAGAACCUCAUCAAUGCCACAAAACAACUCUCCCUGGCUCAGAGGAAGUUUGCUCAGUGCCUGGGGGAGUUUAAAUUUGAGUACAUCGGAGAUGCCAAAACUGAUGAUGAAAAGUGCAUUGAUGAGUCCCUGCAAGAGUUUUCAUCCUUUCUUAGAAAUUUGGAGGACCAAAGAGAGCUGAUGAUGAGAAACAUCACGGAGACGCUAAUGAAGCCCUUAGAAAAGUUUAGAAAAGAACAGCUCGGCUCAGCAAAGGCAGAGAGAAAGCGGUACGAGAAGGAAACGGAAAAAUACUACAGCUCACUGGAGAAACUUUUAAACAUGUCAGCAAAGAAGAAAGAACCACAGUUACAGGAGGCAGAUGUGUCGGUGGAUGUGGUGAGGCAGCACUUUCAAGAGUCAUCUUUAGAGUAUGUAUGCAAGCUGCAGGAGAUACAAGAGAGGAAGAAGUUUGAGUGUGUUGAGCCUAUGCUGGCUUUCUUUCAGACUGCGUUUACUUUCUAUCAUCAGGGAUAUGAGUUGGCCAUAGAUUUUGACCAUUACAAAAAAGCCCUUCAAAUCAAUAUUCAAAAUACACGGAAUCGUUUUGAAGGCACACGCUCAGAGGUGAAUGAGUUAAUGAAGAGAAUCAAAGAUUCACCACUGGAGUACAGACAGACAAGCCCUAUUAGCUGCGAGGGCUAUCUGUACAUACAGGAGAAACGACCUCCACCUUUUGGAUCCAGCUGGGUGAAACGAUAUUGUACGUUCGUUAAAGAACAGAAGAUUCUACACAUGGUCACGUUCGACCAGAGAUCAGGAGGAAAACUUGGUGAGACGGACUCUGUCACACUCAAGUCUUGUAUCAGAAAAACCACAGACACGCUCGACAGGAGAUUCUGCUUUGACAUAGAAAUUACAGAUCGACCAGGCACAUUGCUGACUGUCCAGGCACUCUCAGAAGAUGACUACAGAUUCUGGAUACAUGCAAUGGGAGGAAAGGAACAAAUGCAGUAUCUCAACCGGACUCAUUCAAAAGAGAGGGGAAUUGAUGCCCAGCUGGAUGACGUGGGAAUAAGCUUUGUGAAAAAUGCCAUUAAUGCCGUUGAAUCCAGAGGUAUUAGUGAUCAGGGUCUGUACAGAGUGGGAGGGGUCAGUUCUAAAGUGCAGAAGCUUCUCAGUUUAAUGAUUGAUGAGAAGAGCUGCGACAUAGAUUUAGCAGCCAGUGAGGACUGGGACGUAAAAACCAUCACCAGUGCUUUAAAGCUUUACCUAAGGAGCCUUCCAGAGCCACUUAUGACAUAUGAGCUGUAUAAGGAGUUCAUCGUCCCUGCAAAGUGUGGAAGUCCAGAAUCUAGAGUCCAGGCCAUUCACUGUCUGGUUCAUAAACUCCCUGAGAAGAACAGAUUAGUGCUCAGUCUGGUUACCAAGCAUCUUGCCAAUGUUGCUGACAACAGUAAACAGAACCUGAUGACAGUGGCAAAUCUGGGUGUGGUGUUCGGGCCCACCCUCAUGAGGCCGCAGGAAGAUACCGUGGCAGCUAUCAUGGACCUCAAGUUCCAGAACAUUGUGGUGGAGAUUCUCAUAGAACAGCAUGAAAAGAUAUUCGGGGAUGCUCCAAGCAUCUCUACAAACUUAGCAACUACAACCCUCACCGCCCCAACCCGACAGUCCAAGAAGGUCAGCCGACAGAGUCGCCCGCUGGCUGUGUACAACCCACAGGAGCUGGAUAUUCAUACAGCAGUCUCUCCCUCCUCAGAGAGUCCAGCCCAGGUUAAUGAUGAAACAUCAGCGGGCAGUAAUGAGUCGGUUUCCUCUCAGUCCUCCAACGCCUCUGGAACGCCUCCUGAGAAAUCUAAACAUCCUCACAACAACAUUAACAUGUCUCUGCCAGAGAGUACAGGGAUAUGCACCGCCACAGCGUCAUGGAUGAAUUCACCCUCCUCUGCAUCAAUCACACCAAUGCAACUCGGAUCAGGCGAAAUGGAGAAGAGUAAACUGGAGGAAAGUGUCACCCUCAUGAAAGCGAAGGCUGUGUACCCCUGCGAGGCUGAACACGAUUCCGAACUCUCUUUCCAGGUCGGCGCAAUCUUCCACGACGUGACUCUCUCCAGGGAGCCUGGAUGGCUGGAGGGUGUGCUGGAGGGAAAGCGAGGACUCAUCCCUGAAAACUAUGUGGAGAUACUGUAAUUCAGAGAAGAAAAAUCUCCACACUACACUUAAUAUACAUGGUAUCCAUGGUCUCGGUGGCUCUUUUACCAUCACACUGCUCGUCACUCCUCCACCUCCUCCAAGAUUUAGAGAGGGGAUAUACUGAAUCUAAAUAUGGAUGUUGGUAGCACAGCUGUCAAGUUCAAAUUUAAGCUACUAUUUGUUGUAUACAUAUAUAAAAAUGCACUUUUUGUCCCCUAGAGGUUACUUUGUGUGUAGGAAAUGUAAAUAUGGUUUGCAUUGGGAACUAUUUCUGGCAUUGUUACUGUUUGUGCUGUCUUUUAAAUUGCAUGCGAAGUUUGGAUUGUCACACGAGUAUCUUUUUUAUUUCAUAUUAUUAAUGCAUUUAAUUUGGUGUACGAU
Messenger RNA from Paramisgurnus dabryanus, 3066 nucleotides. Lineage: Eukaryota; Metazoa; Chordata; Actinopteri; Cypriniformes; Cobitidae. The record is from RefSeq and is a predicted model, not a curated record.